AUGGCCCUGGUCCGGGAUCCAUACUUCUGGAAGCGCUUCUCGACAGCAGUCCAUCUCGAAGAAAAAGCCAAGGGAGAAAAUCAAGAUGUCGAAUACUCGACACCUGUGAAGGAACCAGAUUCCUGGCUCGAGCGUGAGCGCCGUAAGCGCAAGCGAUCACUGAUCUGGGGCUUCGUUAUUUUCUUUUUCAUUAUCUUACUGGUGACCGGGGGAGUGAUCGUGUGGUGGCUCGCCAAACACAACUGGCUGCAAGCAGUCGAGCCCUAG
Molecule: messenger RNA, 267 nt
Organism: Penicillium macrosclerotiorum
Lineage: Eukaryota; Fungi; Ascomycota; Eurotiomycetes; Eurotiales; Aspergillaceae
Exons: 2
Coding region: 1-267 (88 amino acids)
Source: RefSeq, a predicted model, not a curated record